AUGGCUAAAACACAGCCCAACCUCUUCGCCUUUCCCAGCGUCGACAUCCUCGCCCAGGCUCUUCGCUCAUAUGUCAUCCAGAGCCAGGCCGCUGGCAUCGCCCGACACGGCGCCUUCAAGGUUGCCGUUUCUGGCGGUUCCCUCCCAAAGACCCUCGCCCAGGCCCUCCUCGCCCCCUCCUCAGGCCCCAACGACGUCGUCGAUUUCGCUCGCUGGGAGAUCUUCUUCGCCGACGAGCGCGCUGUUCCCCUCGACCACGACGAUUCCAACUAUGCUCUUCUCAAGAAGGAGCUUCUGGACAAGAUUCCCGAGGGUCAGAAGCCCACUGUCCACACAAUCAACACUGAGCACCUGAACGACCUUCAGGAGCUCGCCGACGAGUACGAGCAGACCCUCGUCGCUAGCUUCGCCAGCCGCGACUCGGUUCGCCUGCCCAUCUUCGACCUCCUCCUCCUCGGCUGCGGCCCCGAUGGCCACACCUGCUCUCUCUUCCCCGGCCACCCUCUGCUUCGCGAGACCAGCGCCUGGGUUGCUCCCAUCGACGACUCUCCCAAGCCUCCCCCGAAGCGCAUUACUCUCACCCUCCCCGUCGUCAACCACGCUGUUCGCGUCGCCUUUGUUGCCACGGGCGGCGGCAAGAAGGAUAUCAUGAAGCAGAUCUUUGAUACCAACGGUGGCCUGCCCUGCACCCUUGUCAACGAGUCCACCGGCGAGCGCUGCAGCUGGUUCGUCGACGAGCCUGCCGUCGAGGGCGUCAGCUUCCCUCGGAGGGCCUUCCUAUGA
Molecule: messenger RNA, 783 nt
Organism: Fusarium keratoplasticum
Lineage: Eukaryota; Fungi; Ascomycota; Sordariomycetes; Hypocreales; Nectriaceae
Product: 6-phosphogluconolactonase
Exons: 1
Coding region: 1-783 (260 amino acids)
Biological process (GO): carbohydrate metabolic process; pentose-phosphate shunt
Molecular function (GO): 6-phosphogluconolactonase activity
Source: RefSeq, a predicted model, not a curated record